This is a messenger RNA of Rhizopus microsporus ATCC 52813, 12079 nucleotides long. RefSeq lists its product as uncharacterized. The transcript has 10 exons. Gene Ontology annotation, biological process: DNA repair; regulation of DNA-templated transcription. Gene Ontology annotation, cellular component: NuA4 histone acetyltransferase complex; nucleus; SAGA complex. NCBI's taxonomy places the organism in Eukaryota, Fungi, Mucoromycota, Mucoromycetes, Mucorales, Rhizopodaceae. The coding region runs from base 135 to 11966 and encodes 3943 amino acids. The record is from RefSeq and is a predicted model, not a curated record. Gene Ontology annotation, molecular function: protein binding; transcription coregulator activity.
CUCUUUUUUUCUUCUUGACAUUAACUUGUUCUAUUGUACAUAAAUUUAUUUAACUCUUUUUAUUAUACAUAAAAGGAAUCGUUACUCUUAGACUGUAAAAUAGUCAGCUUCUAUAUUUGAAUCACACACUGCCAAUGACUACUUUACAAAUCUAUGCUCACAGACUAAGCGAUCCUGAUCUAGGAAUUGGCUUGAAAGUUACUAUUGCGAACGAGUUAAGAGAUCAAGUAGAAGUAUUUCAGACUUCAGAAUAUCCCAAGUUUUUAUCAACACUUUUACCUCUUUUUCUCGACAUUUUACAAAAUGAACAACCUGUAUUUAUAAGCAAUGCACCAGAACAAAAAUUGCGAAAUAUCAUUUUAGAAAUUAUAUACCGAUUACCACAGACAGAGGCACUAAAAGAAUACGUCCCAGAAUUAUGCAGAGCACUAAUGAAGAUUUUACGCGUGGAAAAUGAAGAUAAUGCAGUUGUUUGCGUAAAGAUUAUAAUAGACUUGCAUCGCUCGUUCCGUCAAGUACUUGAAGAUCAAGUUCAGCCAUUUUUAGACAUUGUUCAAGAGAUAUUUCAAAAUAUGGAAACAACAGUAAAGGAAGCAUUUGAUAAUCCUGACCAAGUAUCAACCCCUUCUUCUAUUGCAUCACCAAGACCAAUGUCACCCGCAGCCGAUGUUCCCGAUGCUCCGUCAAAAAUAUUACCAAAGAGUAUGUUUAGUUUCAAGGUGCUGACUGAAUGUCCAAUCAUCGUUGUAUUACUUUUUCAGUCUUAUAGACGGUCAGCUGCUGAAAAUAUCAUGAAGUUUGUUCCAUUGAUAUUUCAGACACUUUCUCUACAAGCAAAACCUCAAAUGGAAGCCGCAGCAGCCGCAGCAGCCAAAGGCGAGCUUUUCAUUGGUGUCAGUCCAGCUAUCAAACAAAAGAGCCUAUACAAUGAAUUUAUCGUAGCCCAAGUGAAAACGAUGUCAUUUUUGGCUUACAUACUAAGAAGCUAUACAAACUUGCUGAGACCAUAUCACGAUCAGAUUCCAGAGUUCGUCCUUCGUUUGCUAAGAGAAUGUCCCCCGGAAUCAUCAGCUACAAGAAAGGAACUCUUAGUCGCUACACGGCAUAUUCUUUCAACUGAAUUCAGAGCAGACUUUGUACCCAAAAUCGAUCUACUCUUAAACGAGAGCGUUUUGAUCGGAACUGGUGUUACAGCGCAUGAUACAUUAAGACCACUCGCAUACAGUAUGCUUGCAGAUUUAGUACAUCAUAUCCGAGCAGAAUUAUCACCAGUUCAAAUAUCUCGUACAAUCUACAUUUAUUCGCGUAAUUUGCAUGAUCCAACGUUAGCACCUAGCAUACAGACAAUGUGCGGCAAACUAUUGCUAAAUCUUAUUGAUUGUAUCAUGAGGAUCGAGGACAAGAGUCAAGGAAGAGCACUUUUAAUGCGAAUCUUGGACGCAUUUGCCAACAAAUUUGAAGCAUUGAAUAUUCAGUUUAGCACCUGCAUCAAACAGUAUAAGAAGAAAAAGCAAGUUCAAGGUGACUCGACAGUAUCUCUUAUGGAAAAAGACGACCCUAAUAAUAUGGACUUUGACUUUGACCGAGCAAGGUCUAUUCAUACCGGCGUGUAUAUCCCAGAAGCUGCGCAGGAUGGAAUCAAAGAUGGAAGAUUCUUAUUCAAAAACUUGGCCAUUGGUUUAAAGCCCUUAUUUAUUGGACUUCGACAUUGUAAUCCACCGCCACCAGCGGGCCAGGAUGUGCCCGGUUAUUCAUCAUUUGCAAGGGACUUUUCAUAUGAAGAAAUUCAGCUCUUUGUGCGAUUAUUUAGAGAGGGACUAAAAUGCUUUGAAUAUUACAACGUCGACAAUUACGGAAAUGACGGCUCUCUUCCUGAUUAUUCACCACCAGAAGAGGAAAAAACCAAGGACAAUUGGACGAUAGGAGCAAUCGAGAGCUGCUUAAAACUUACAGUCCAGCCAAAUGGAGAAAAGGAAGUGCUGGAUACAUUUCCUAUCGUGUUUACGAUACUGGAGCCUGCUGUCUUUCAGGAGCUGUUUGCCUCUCAAAUUGAUUUCUUUUUUGAAAGAAUGUUGAUCAAUCCUUCCUUGCUCCAUUUAUCACAGUUUUUCUUAGUCAAUGAAAUUACAACACAAGGAUUUGCUGGCAUCCUCUUGAAGUUUUUGGUUGACAAAAUACAAGAACUGGGCGAAGGAGAUCUCCAUUACUCUGCUGUGAUGCUUUACUUAUUCAGACUGACAUUUAUGGCAGUGAACGUAUUUCCAGACUCUAAUGAAGCAAUACUGCAACCUUACUUGGCAAACUUGGUCAUGUCAUGCUUCAAACUAGCAGCAAAGGCUAAAGAGCCUGCAAAUUACUUUUUACUAUUAAGAUCUCUUUUCAAGAGCAUAGGUGGUGGUCGUUUCGAGCUACUCUAUAAAGAAGUAUCACCACUGCUUCAAGCCAUUCUAGAGAAUCUUAAUGCGCUGAUUUCUCUUGCACACAGAACUGAAAUGCGCAACUUAUUUGUAGAACUCUGUUUAGCUGUUCCAGUGCGACUUAGUACACUACUGCCUUAUCUGCCUUUCUUGAUGCGCCCACUUGUUACCGCUCUGCAAGCAGAUCAGGAUCUUGUCUCUCAAGGUUUACGAACAAUGGAAUUAUGUAAUGAUAAUCUAAAUCCUGAGUUCUUGGAUCAUAUUAUGGCGCCUGUCAUGACAGAGCUUAUGGACGCUUUGUGGAAGCAUCUGAAGCCACUUCCUUAUAACCAGCAGCACAGUCAUGCAGCAAUGAGAAUUCUUGGCAAACUAGGUGGACGCAAUCGUCGAAUGUUGAAGAGUCCUCCUAAAUUAGGAUUCAAUGCGCGCAUCGAAAGUGGUGUUACAGUCGAGGUUAUGUUUGAACAUGAUUUAACGCCUCAUACACUACCGUUGGACAAAUGUUUGGAAGUGGCUAUCAAUUCGCUCAGAUCGCAUGAUAUAGAGAUGGCUUACAGAAAGCAUGCUUACAAUUUUCUAAAAACACAGCUUAUCUUAAUGCUGGAACUUGCAGAAGGUCCAGACACUUUGGUCAACUCACUAUAUCGAAGAGUAAAAGAGCAGUUUAUUGAAAGAUCGGAUGAAGAUACUGCGUCGUUAUCACAAACAACUGUCUCUGGAACAUCUGCCUCAACUUCAACGGGUCAGUCUGCCGCUGAUCCUCGAAGAACCUCUGUUGACGAAGGCAACUCUGUGGUUGGCAAUACUUUAGCUGUCAAUGGCAUGACGCCAAAGCGCCUUGCCGGUAACGGAUACACUAAAUACUUUUCCAAACGGGCUGCGCAAGAAGAGGCUCUUCGUCCUAUAUUAGUAUCGAUUAUGAGAGCGUCUACUAUUGAAGAAUUAUCUGAUGACGCGUGGUCGUUCUUCCUCAACAUUUGCCGUCACUUCAUUCUAUUGCAUAUUGGUGAAGCAAUUGAAGCCAGAGAAAAUGGACGAAAGCCAUUGGCCAAUAUGAUGGAUGAAAGAUUAUCUGCUCAACAUCUUAAUACCACUAUUCUUGUAGAAGCUAUUGUUGAAGCGAUAUCUGCAUCAGAGAUACAGCUUCGCAGACGUGGAGAAGAGGCUCUUCAAGCAUGUUUUGAUGUUGCUGCUACUGUGCUUAGUUCAAAAGUUGAUCAGUUACCUAUCUUUCGCGUAUUUGCUUCCCACUUUUGCUCGUCUUGUUAUAAGCCAGAGUGGUAUAGAAAGCGUGGUGGAUGUCUUGGUAUCUCAUACAUGACAUCUCAGCUUGAUUUGGGUACAAAAUGGAUGCGUGAACAUGAACUUGAUUUUAUUCGAUCGCUUUUGUUUGUGCUGAAAGAUGCUGCACCGGAGAUGGCAAACAUCAAUACAGAAGAAGCAACACAGACGCUGUCGCAUGUUCUUAAAGUUUGUAACGGACCAGAAGAUGGCGAAUCUGCAGAAGCACAGCAAAAAUUCCAAAAUUUGAUUGCUCUUUUACUUAGUGAACUAUCAAAUUCGAACAGCGUUGUGCGUGAGACAAUCCAAUCAUCACUCCAGCUUCUUGCCGAUUUAACUGGAAAUGAAGUUACCGAACUACUAGCGCCUGUUCGUGAACGACUAGUUGCUCCUAUUUUUGCAAAGCCUUUACGAGCAUUACCCUUUGCUAUGCAAAUCGGGCACAUUGACGCAAUUACAUACUGCUUAACCCUGCGCCCACCGUUCCUUGAAUUCAAUGACGAGUUAACGAGAUUGUUACAGGAAGCACUAGCGCUAGCUGACGCUGAAGAUCAGGCCCUUGCAAGCCGAAGUGCGCAAUACAAGAAUACAGCGUCUUUGGAAAACUUGCGUAUUGUCUGUAUCAAGCUUUUAUCUGCCGCACUUGCUUGCUCUGAUUUUUCAAGUCAAAGACAAGCUCAUACAAGAGCACGUAUUAUUCAAGUAUUUUUCAAGUCUUUAUAUUCCAAAUCUGUGGAAGUUGUCGAAACCGCUCAUCGAGGCUUACAACAGGUUUUAUCUCAACAUACAAAGCUUCCACAGGAGUUAUUACGACAAGGCCUUAGACCAAUUCUUACAACCUUAUCAAAUCACAAGACGUUAAGCGUUGCUGGAUUAGAAGGAUUAGCUCGCUUAUUAGAGUUGUUGACAAAUUAUUUCAAAGUAGAGAUUGGAAAAAAACUGCUUGAUCAUCUAAAGCAGUGGGCAGAGCCAAAGGUGCUUCAGGAGGCAGUAGGAAAGCCUGUUCAUGAAAACCAUGAAAUCAAGAUUAUUGUGGCAAUUUUGAACAUUUUUCACCUCUUACCAGCAGCUGCUUAUAUCUUCCUUGAUGAACUGGUUACUGUGGUGCUUGAAAUGGAAGGACAUAUACGAAGAUCGGUUUCUAGUCCAUUCCGACCCAACUUGGUUAAAUAUCUUAACCGUUACCCAGUUGAAACGGUCAAUUAUUUCCUUGAAAAGCUAGAUGACGUUCGCUACUUCCAGCUGUUUGUUGAUAUACUCAAUACUGAAUCUGCUUCAAGACUCCGGGAUGAAGUUGCCAGCAGAACCUCCGAACUAGUUAGCAAAACUUUCAAGCAUGAAUCAAAUAGUAAUGGCACGCUUCCUUACAAUGGCGUUGUUAUAGUUCAAUCGUUGUUUAAUUAUGACUCGAACUACCUUACUGAGCAUAAUGAAGUUCUUACUUGCAUACGCGAAUUCUGGCAUUCUCAAGAAAAGAUUUUAUUGGAACAGCAGCACAAGGAAGAGGAUAAGGAAAUCAUAGCUAUUGCUCGACGAUUACUGACCAUGUCAAAGAUAUUCGUCAGCUAUUUAAGACAGGAUCUCAAUAAUAUCGAUCUUAUUUUUGAUCUGGUUGGUCUUUAUGCUCAAAAGGCUGUCUUGGAGCUCUCAUUUCUGCAAAAAUUCUUUUUGGAAGAUGUUGCAUUAAAGGCGUCACCUGCUAUUAAAAGGGGCCUCUUGGAAAAAUUCCUUCAAAUGUUUACAGACAAGAGCGUGUCCUCAUAUUUGAAAAUUAUGCUAAUACGCCAAGUUAUCAACCCUGCGAUACUUGCUACUUUCGCUGUAAAGAAUGACGACUAUAUGCAAAUAUUUGAUUCUGCCAUAAUGGAGCAAUUAGAUCAAAAGGUUUGGGCUAACCUGACAAUGGGAUCCGCUGACGACAAUCAGUACAUCGAAGACUCCCUUUGUAUCGAAUUGCUACAAUUAACUGCUACAAUGGUUCAGUAUGCUCCUCAGUUGCUUGCGGAUAGACGAAAGGAAGUUAUUAAGUUUGGCUGGAACUUUUUGCGUUUGGAGGAUGCCACAAUCAAACAGGCUGCCUAUGUGUUGAUUUCUCACUUCAUUGCUGCUUACGAAACGCCAAAUAAGAUCACUAUCCAGAUCUAUGCGGCUCUUUUAAGAGCACACUCUUCAGAAGCUCGCAUCUUGGUUAAGCAAGGUCUUGAUAUCAUUGCUUCUGUCCUGCCACAGCGCUCACCUAUUUCAAACAAUGAACGUGUGCCUACCUGGAUCCGAUUGACAAGAAAAGUAGUAGUCGAGGACACGCAUAGCAUAUCCCAAAUGGUUAAUGUGUAUCAGCUACUUAUCAGACACUCAGACUUAUUCUUCGAGUACCGUGAGCACUUUUUACCUCAGAUAGUUAAUACUCUGCCUAAGCUCGGAUUGCUUCAAAAUGCUACUCCAGAACAUAAGCUAUUGACAGUGGAAUUGGCUGAGUUGAUCAUCAAAUGGGAAAAGAAGCGAAUUUCUCUCCAAGCGUCUAUCAAGGAAGCUUCAACGUCAUCUUCAGGCAAGCGUAAGUUAGAAUCAGAUGGUGCAUCUGAAUCACCUACAAAGAGGAUGCAAGUCGAAAAUCCUUCCGGCAAUAUUGAAGGGGUUGCAUCAUCGUCUAUGGCUAGUGGAAGAUCAACUACAGUGAAAAACGCAAGUGAAGCAGAUAGAGAAUAUGCACCAAGUCUGGUUCUACGAGAAAAUGUUAUUGGAUAUCUUGUUCGUCUUUCUUGUGGAGUUUAUAAUCCAAAUGACAUGAUGCAAAAACGACUUGUUUCAAGGACCAUCGAGCUUGUCAAGUCCUUGUUAUCUCCUGACUUAUGGCCGGAUGUACAUAUUCGAUUAAAUCAUCUGGAACGUCCGCUUAUGUUUAGGGAAGUGAAUGAGCUGAUUGCUCCAAGUGUUUGCAGUGCUCUAGAAAUACUGAAUGCGGAUAUUGCUCAUCGUUCAACUGAAUGGUUUAUUGCGAAUAUGACACAGUUGCAUCGAUUGUUAGAGGGUAGCAUUAGAACAGAGAACUCACGAAUUCAGAAUGCGUUGUAUCCUGUUUUGAUUCGUAUUAUGGAAGCUAUACAUCAGUACAACCUUUCAGUGAAAGCAUCCAGAACUUCAAACGAAACUAGCAGCAGCGAUCAAAUAUCUGAGCCAAAUGAUGAAACGAAGGCGCCCGAAGCUCAGAAUGUCGAGAUGUUUGCUAACACUGAAAUUACGGCUGAUGAUUCAAAUAUGGCGUCUAUGGAUGUUGACCAAACUACGGCAAUAAAGACUGAAGAAAUAGAAGAGCCUAAAGAAAAGCCCAUCGAACAGCCACCCCAAGUGAUUGCGUUCAUGAAUUUAAUCAACACAACCAUUCGGGAAGGAUUAAAUAGUAUGUCAAACCUUUAUGGUGUAUUGAAGUUACUUGAAGCAGUCAGUAGCAGUGAUGGCGAGUUUCUUGAUCCAUAUAUACCUGCAAUCUCAAAAAUGGCUCAGUUACUUACAAAAGAGCAUACGUUGCCACCAGAAGAAAAUGAGGAGCACCAUGAAAUUGACAUUAACCUCUUAAUCCUUGGCCUUUCACUAAUGAAGAAGCGUAUUGGCUACUUAGGCGAUCAUCGUCUCUAUUUUUUGUCCUGCUUGGUUCAAUUAAUGGAAAAGUCAGAAGACACUCGACUUUUGAACAACAUUCUUGAUAUGUUGAAUGAAUGGGUCAUGAAUGAUGCUAACCCAAUGCCUACAGUGAAAGAAAAAGCUGGCUUGCUUGGGAAGAUGAUGGCAGUUGAGGGCAAGAAGGAUCCCAAGUUGAUUGAAGAUUUCUUGCAGCUGGUUCUUAAAAUAUACAGUACACCAUCUCUGGCAAAUUCAGAACUGACAAUUAGGCUGGAGCAAGCAUUUUUAUAUGGAACUCAGUACAAAGACCCAGAGAUUCGUGCGAGAUUUAUGAAGAUAUUUAAUGAAAACAUCAGUCAAUCUCUCUUUGGCCGUUUGAAUUAUAUUAUUGGAGUUCAAAACUGGGAGCCCCUCGCAGGCGCCUUUUGGAUACACCAAGCAUUAGACUUGCUCCUUGAAACUGUCAAGAUAGACCCUACGGUGAACGUUCCCUUUGCUCUAAAGGUAAAGCCUAUUAGUAUAUUCGCUACAGAAAAGCAAGAGCAGACAGAAGAUGUAGAAAUGUGUGAUGUCCCAGAAAAUGUUGUCAAUAUUAUUCAAAAGCAUAGAGAAUUCUUGCACUCUUUGCAAAAGGAAAACAUUGAUGAUAUGUUGGCAGAUAUUCGGCAAUUACAGUAUCUUGAUGACAGUACUGCUUAUAAACUCUGGGUUGAUUUGUUCCCAAUUUGUUGGAAAGCCCUGUCUGCGGUUGAACAACACGAUAUUACCAAAAUAUUAAUAGCAUUAUUAGCAAAAGAUUAUCACUCCAAACAAUCAGAACGUCGACCUAAUGUGGUUCAAGCUUUACUUGAUGCUGCUUCCAAAGUAGCACCUUCCAUUCAACUACCUGCUCAUCUGAUAAAAUAUCUUGGUAAAGCACACAACUGCUGGCAUACUGCUAUUGAAAUGCUUCAGAAACAAGCAAAGACAGGAAGAUUGGUUGAUGUGAUGAAAGAGGAACAGCUAAAUCAACAACGUACUUUAGAUUCUCUCGCCGAGCUCUAUUCUUCCUUAAAUGAAGAUGAUAUGUUCUAUGGUCUCUGGCGUCGACGCAGCGUAUAUACAGAGACAAAUAUGACAAUCUCGUGUGAGCAAUGUGGCAUGUGGCAGCAAGCUCAGCAUAUGUAUGAGAAUAUCCAGAUAAAGGCACGAGGUGGUAUACUGGCAUAUACGGAAUCUGAGUGUUUGCUGUGGGAGGAUCAUUGGAUAAAAUGUACCCAGAAAUUACAGCAAUGGGACGUCCUGUCUGAUUUGGCAAAGCAUGAUAACAACUCUAAUCUACUACUGGAAUGUGCAUGGAGACUAUCGGAUUGGACAGCAGAUCGUGAAUCUCUAGAGCAAUCUCUUCAACAGACAUUUGAUUAUUCUCUACCUCGUCUAAAGGUAUUUGAGGGCUUCCUAUCGCUGAUAAAAUCUCAGACAAGCCAAGAUGAACUACCAGAAUUUAAUCGUAUAUGUGAAGGAGGAGUUCAGCUUGCACUUCGUAAAUGGCAUUCUCUACCUCAUAUUGUCACACAUAGUCACCUUCCUUUAUUACAGACUUUUCAACAGUACUUGGAACUUUCAGAAGCUAGCCAGAUUUUUAAUAGUUUAUCAAGCACUACUGCUCAAAAUUUGGAUCAAAAAUCUGCUGAACUGAGAAGUAUUCUGGGAACUUGGAGAGAACGACUGCCAAAUAUGUGGGAUGAUAUUGAUGUUUGGAGCGACUUGGUUGCCUGGAGACAACACAUCUUCAAUGCCAUCAAUCGCACAUACUUGCCUCUUAUUCCUCUGCUUCAGCACUCUGUAGGACAAGCCAAUGCUGGUAGCAGUCAUUCCUAUGCUUAUCGAGGCUAUCAUGAAACCGCUUGGAUCAUCAACAGAUUUGCUCAUGUUGCCCGAAAACAUCAGCUCUAUGAUGUGUGUAUAAACUACUUGACUAAAAUAUAUACCCUACCCAACAUUGAAAUUCAAGAAGCAUUCUUAAAGCUUCGUGAGCAAGCUAAAUGUUACUAUCAAAACGUAAACGAACUGACAGCUGGACUGGAUGUGAUUAACAAUACCAACCUGAUGUAUUUUACUCAUCAACAAAAGGCAGAAUUCUUUACACUGAAAGGAAUGUUUUUGGCGAAAAUGCAACAUUAUAAUGAAGCAAACGAGGCUUUUGUUAAUGCAGUCCAAAUAGAUUUAACAUUACCUCGCGCAUGGGGUGAAUGGGGUAAAUACAACGACAAGAGAUUCAAGGAAAACCCUAAGGAUCUUUCUUGGGCCAACAGUGCUGUCAGUUGUUAUUUGCAAGCGGCUGGUCUGUACAAGAAUGCAAAAUCUCGCAAAUACUUGUUACGAAUUCUAUGGCUGCUAACUCAUGAUGACCAAUCGGGCAUAAUUUCUCGAGCAGUAGAGGGAUAUAAAGGCGAAUGGCCAGUUUGGUAUUGGAUUACAUUUAUACCACAACUGCUAACAGCGCUUCAACACAAAGAAGGUCGUCAUGCUCGUUAUAUUUUGAUUCGCAUCGCCAAGCAGUUCCCUCAGGCACUUCAUUUCCAAUUAAGAACUGCUAAAGAAGACAUGAUGAAACGCACAAGCACACUACAGGCAUCACUAGCAGCUGAAUCAGCUCAGCAGCAAAAAGGUGACUCUGAGUCAAACACCAGUCAAAAGGCUGCAAUACCAACAGAAACUACCAGCAGCUCUUCCAGUACGAAGGACGGAACGCCCAUGGAAACAGACAACGAAGUCAAGAAGGAAACAACUGAUAAUACUGCAGGAUUUUCCACAGAAGGAAUGACACAAGGAGAUACCCAAGAAAAGAAAGACUCUGUUACUGUAAAAACUGAAGAUGGUGCUACAGAUAGUGCCGCUUGUCAGCAGAAUGGAUUAAAGAAUGGUAGCAGUUCGCCAGCUCCAUCACAACAGCAGAACGUAGGAGUAGGCAUGCUAAACUUAAAUACUGGUAUGCAGAACAUCCCUCAGGGACCAGGUACUCCUCGAGGUAUGGCAUCUGGCCAAAUGAACCAUCCUGGUGGUCAAAUUAAUCCUUUGGAUGAAAUCAUGGCUACCUUAAAGACUGGCUAUCCUCUACUAGCGCUUUCAAUGGAAACAAUGGUGGAUCAAAUCCAAUUAAAGUUCAAGCCACAAGCAGAUGAGGAUAUGUAUAGAUUAGUUGUCGCACUGUACAACGAAGGCGCUCAGCAAUUAUUGACAAGAUUGAGUAAUCCAAAUGAUACUUUCCAAUUGACUCAAGCCACUGUUACCAACAUUCAACGGUUUGCAGAUAGUCUUUAUCCUGGUCAUAUGAAAACAGCCUUUGUAAAUGAUUUUGCAAAGAGUCGACUGAACUUGGAAGAAUACGUCGCAAAACUUAGAUUAUGGCGUGAUAAGUUUGAGGCCAUGUUGGACGCUAGACCGCGAAGGCAGAAACUAGAAGCUGCUAGUCAUUAUCUUGUUGAAUUCCAGCAUCAAAAAUUUGAUGAUGUAGAAAUUCCUGGUCAAUAUCUUGCCUUGAAGGACAAUGCAAAUGACUUUUUGCGUAUUGAUAGAUUCCUACCGGAGGUAGAGAUUAUCAGAAAUUAUGGCAAUUGUUAUCGUCGCUUAGUCAUUCGUGGCCAUGACGGUUCUUUACAUCCAUUUUUAGUUCAAAACCCUGUAGCCCGUCAAUUCCGAAGAGAAGAAAGAUUGAUGCAACUGUUCAGACUGCUGAAUUACAUUAUUGAAGGGCGCAAAGAGACACGUGCACGUAAUCUUUCCUUUUAUCUACCUGCCAUUGUUCCACUUGCUCCAAAUGUACGCAUGGUCCAAGAUGACACAUCAUAUAUUUCACUGUACGACGUAUAUGAAGAUCAUUGCGAUGGCAUUGAUAUGCACAAGGACAGUCCAUUGGUAUACUUUAUAGAAAAAUUCAAGAAGAAUGUGAACGCGCACAAGGAUAUUGUGAACCAAAAGACAGAACUACUGAAUCUUAGAAUGGAGAUUAACGAUUAUAUUGCAGCAAAUAUGGUUCCUCCCAACAUAUUAAGCAAGUAUCUACUUAAAGCAAUGAGCUCAUACACAGACUAUUGGAUGCUCCGCAAACGAUUCAUUGCCCAGUACGCAACAGCUACAUUUAUGGCAUAUAUCUUUAGUGUCGGAAAUAGAAUGCCUCAUAAGAUAAUGAUAUCUAGGAGAACGGGUAAUGUGUGGAUGACUGAAUUUUUACCAGGAUGGAAUACUGCCAACCCAGUGUUUGGAAACGGAGAAGCGAUACCAUUCCGAUUUACACCUAACAUUCAAGAUUUCAUUACACCUAUUGGUAUUGAAGGACCAUUCGCAAGUUGCUUGAUGGCCACUGCUCGCUGUUUAACAGAACCAGACUUCCAACUAGAUCAAUACAUAUGCUUAUUUGUUAGGGACGAACUUGCUACAUGGCAUCUAGCCAACCAUAGAUCAGCAACAGAUAUCCAAUUCCGAGAACGUGUUAAUCAAAACGUUCUUCAAGUCCAAACAAAAGCGCAAUUCUUAUCAUGCAAGGCAGAUCGUGAAAAAACACUGAGUGCUGGAAAACCACUAAACCAAAACGUAAUUGACUUAAUUUCACAAGCAAGUAACCCACAAAAGAUGGCACAAAUGGAAUGCACUUGGAUGCCGUGGCUUUAAAUUGUAUAAAUAAUAUAGCUUUUUAUUUUAUUAUUGUGUUCUCCUUUUUCAUUAAACGUCUUUCAUUACAAUAAUACUACUGUUUAUAUAUGUCACGCAACAUGACAUUUAAA